Malassezia pachydermatis is the source of this 1587-nucleotide messenger RNA. RefSeq lists its product as hypothetical. NCBI's taxonomy places the organism in Eukaryota, Fungi, Basidiomycota, Malasseziomycetes, Malasseziales, Malasseziaceae. Gene Ontology annotation, biological process: termination of RNA polymerase II transcription. Gene Ontology annotation, molecular function: mRNA binding; RNA polymerase II complex binding. Gene Ontology annotation, cellular component: cytoplasm; mRNA cleavage factor complex. The transcript has 2 exons. Bases 1 to 1587 code for a protein of 528 amino acids. The record is from RefSeq and is a predicted model, not a curated record.
AUGUAUCGCAGUCAGCUAGCCCAACUUACGUUCAAUUCCAAGCCCAUUAUUACGAAUCUUACCUUGAUUGCACAGGAGCAUGUGCAUCAGAUGUCGACCAUUGUGGCCAAAGUCGUGGACAAUCAUAUUGCUAUGGCCCCUCCCCCCUAUCGACUGCCGGCGCUCUACUUGAUGGAUUCCAUCUCGAAGAACAUUGGCUCUCCCUAUACGGAGUUAUGGGCACCGCGCGUGGUGGCUCUGUUCAUGGAGUCGUACCGUGUCGUGGAUCAGCCUACACGCCGACGCAUGGAAGAGCUUUUGGCUACAUGGCGGAAUGCUGGCCCAGGCGGUCGAGCGUUGUACGGCGACACGGCCCAGCAGACGAUCGAGCGGUCAUUGUUUGGCAGUCAGGGCGCGACCGCCAAGGCGGCUGCCGGGCCGACCAAGCCGCAGGUUGUCGCCAACAUCGAGCGUUUACUGGCCUUGCAAACGCAAGCGCUCGCGCAUCGGCCGCAAGACGAAGAAGCGCAGCGGCAGCAGGACACACUGCAGCAAUUGAAGGAGCAGGUUCUGCAUGCGGAGCCGUCCCCAGCGCUACUCCAGGAUGUGCAAAAGCAGCUCGAUGCCAUGUCUCGCCCUGGCAAAGUCACCGAGUCUACCGGCAGCGGCUCUACGCCGGAUGUAGCUGCCGCGCUGGCUGUGGCAGCGCAAGCUCUGGCCCCCUCAGCGUCAGGAACUGCGCCGCCAAGCAGUCGCGGCACGACGCCGUCUGCCCCUGUCUCUGCGGCGCCUGCCAGUGCGUCCGAACUGAUCGCCAAUCUCAUGAAGGCGGGUCUCCUCCCAUCCACCUCCACUGCCUCGACCACGCCGGCCGCCAAGCCAAGUGUGCACAGCCAAGACAAGGCCUACACGGACUACAUUAUGAGCUUGGAUCUGCGCAUGACGACGCUGAAUCUAGCCCAGCCUGCGCCGGAGUUGGAGCUGCUACUUCAGGAGCAUCUGCCGUUGCCCUGCCGUCAGUGUGCAAACCGAUACCCCGAGGGCGAGGCGGGCAAGCAUGCUUUGGACGACCACUUGGACUGGCACUUUACACAAAACCGACGUGCCCGCGCCAGUGUGGCGCGUGGCCAGAGUCGGGCCUGGCUCGAUCCUGUGGUCCGAUGGAUCCGUAGUGGCUUUGAUGAUGUCAUGCCUAUGUCGACAGACGACGACGACGGCUUACUGGGCGAUCCAUCGACGAACCAGGCGCUCCGCGAGAAAAUUGAGCAUGCGCAUGUGCCCGUUCCACAUGAUGCCGACGUGGCUGCACGUCCAUGCCGGAUUUGCAAAGAGCCUUUCCACAGUGAAUGGAGUGAAGACGACGAAGAAUGGAUUUGGCGGAAUGCUGUCCAAGUGGAUCAAGUGUACUACCAUGCCAGCUGCUACUAUUCGGCCAAAUCCAUGUCGGACAGUGUCGCAGCCGCUACGACCUCGGCGCCCCCUGCGGCCAGUAGCGAGGUGAAGGCGGAGGAAGCGCACGAUCUGUCGCUCAAACGCAAAGCGUCGCCCCCGUCCGAGGCGCCCUCCACCAAAAAACUCGAUGUAAAGCAAGAAGCCUCGUCUGUGUAA